GGUCCGCCAGCUCGCGCUUCCCGGCUCGCCGCCCACAGCUCGCCAGGCCUCGUCGGCCUCGGUGCGCUGCGGAAAGCCGUCCGUGCCCGCUGCUGAGGCCCUGGCCGCGGCCGGACCAAGGUUCCGGGCGGACCCCGCCGACUCAGCUCCCUGCCUUUCCCUGAGGAUGGACCCUGGAGACCCCGCCGGAGACCCCGCCGGAGAGCCUGCUGCCGGUGACACUGCUGGUGACCCAGCCGGUGGCGAGUGUGUCCCCAUGGGCCGGGACCCGCUCCUGUUCCUGCAGACCCUGCAGACGCUGUGGUCCACUCGGGAGCUGGGACAGCUCCGGGAGGAAGCCCAGAGGGGGUUCGCCGCCCUGGAGGACCCGCUCGCCGCCCUCCUGGACAUGCUGGACGGCAGCCAGGGCUGGCGGGGGAAGGGCCCCUCCCUGGAGGCCUGGGUCGCCCGCGAGCUGAAGCGCUGCUUGCAGGCACAGCCGUGCCCGGGGCCGGCCCGGGGCAGCCCAGGGCUGAAGCAGCUGCAGGCCCGUGCAGUCAAGCUCCUCGCCGAGAGCCCCCCCGGCCUCGUGGAGCCGCUGGUCAGCAUCUUCCAGCUGCAGGACACAGACCGGAGCCCCCUGCUGGCUCACGUCCACCGGCUGCACCAGGAGGGCAAGUUCAAAGAAGCCAUCGUGCUGGGGACAAAGCUGCGGCUGCAGGCAGAUCUUGAUGUUGAGAAGAUGUGCAUUCCCCUGCUCCUCCAGGACAAGGCAGACCUUGUGGAGCGCUACGUGGAUGGCUUUCCCGACCUCCAGCGGAGGCUGCUGGCCCUCAUGGACUCCUGGUGCCAGCCCGGCUUUGACAUCAGAGUCGUCGCCAGAAGGUACCCGCAGACGACCUCGAGGCUGGAGAGGCUGAGCCCCAGAGCGCUGGCUCGGCAGGUCCUGCGGCUGCUGGAGCGGCACGGCCUGGACCCUGCCUUGUGUCCCAACGUCGUCACCCAGCAGCGCCUGGCCGCCCUGCGGUAUCUGUGCUACAAGCGGCUGGUAGAGAGAAGCGUACCUCGGGAGAGCUGGGCCGAGCAUGUGCAGGGCCUGGUGGGGCAGGACCAGGGGCUACAGGAGCAGCUGCUGCAGCUGCUGGCGUCUCACGACGACGCGGCCCUGGUCGCCCAGUGUGCCCUGGACCUCCUGCUGCCCGAGGAGCGACUCCCGGCCUCGGUGGCCGCAGAGCUCCGCCAACUCAGGAUCCAGGAGAGGACGGCUGAGGCCCCUCUGGAGAACGGGAAGGACGAUUACUACCAGCUGCCCAUCUCCAGGGAGCACCUCCACUUCCUGGCCUCGUGGGAGGACCUGGCCAGGCACCAGGAGGAGCUCCUGCAGCCCGGCCGGGUGGUCGGUGUGGACCUGGAGUGGAGGCCCUCGUUCGGCGCCGGGGGCCGGCCCCGGGCGUCGCUCAUGCAGGUGGCCGUGGAGGGCCGCGUGUUCCUACUGGACCUGCCCCGGCUCUCAAGUCCGGCAGGAGGGCAGGCACCCCAGGCCUUCUCCCGGCUGGUGUCCCGGCUGCUCGCGGACCCCUCCAUCACCAAGCUGGGUUAUGGGAUAGCGGGGGACCUGCGGAGCUUGGGUGCCUCCUGCCCGGCCCUGGCCCAGGCCGAGAAGCAGCUGCAGGGCAGCGUGGACCUGCUGCAGGUGCACAGGCAGGUCACCAGGGACCCAGGAAGGGCGUGUCACCACACGUCCCCACGCUUCCCCAGAACGAGCCCGGCUCUGCCUACCAACCCCCACCCCAGGAGCUCUCAGCACACACCCUUGGGGCUUAAGGCAUUGGCCUCAGAGCUGACCAGUGGGCAGAUGCGGGCGGCACACAGGCCAGCCCCAGGCGUGGACGGGGCCGCAGGGCCGCGGGGCCUCAGCCUCCUGGUGCGGCAGGUGCUGGGCAAGCCCCUGGACAAGAUGCAGCAGCUUUCCAACUGGGACCGGCGGCCGCUGGGCGAGGGGCAGCUGGUCUACGCAGCCGCUGACGCCUACUGCCUGCUGGAGGUGUACUGGGCUCUGUGCAGAGAGCCUGCCCGCUUCCACCUGUCGGGGGACCUGGCCAGGAGCCUGAGGCUGGGACGCGGUGAGAGAGCGGGGGCUGGGGAGCUGCCGCCCCUGCAGAAGGCCUCGGCCUCGCCCCAGCAGGUGCCCGCGGGUGAGGACGCGGCCCCCGAGGUCCCGGCCAGGGCCUUCCGCGUGGUGUGUGACAGCAUGCUGCAGGGGCUGGCGUGGAGACUCCGCUGUCUGGGCAUCGACGUGCUGGUGCUGGCCACCGGCGAGGACCACCGCAGGGCCGCCGAGGUUGCCAGGCGGGAGGGAAGGAUCAUCCUGACCUCAGGGCUGCCGUACCACAAGCUCCGGGCCCAGGUUGGGGCUGGGCGCUGCCUCUCGGUGGACUGCUCCCUCAAGGCCCGGCAGCAAGCCACGGCCGUGAUCAGGCAUUUCAACGUGCGUGUCACCCACUCGGACAUCUUCAGCCGCUGCCAGGCUUGCAACUGUCACCAGUACCUGAAGGUCUCCAAGGAUGUAAUGAAGCAGCUUGUGUGGCUCAGCGGCCACCCAGAAGGCCCUAGCGGCACAGGUGACGAGGCCGCCCAAAUCGAGGAUGAAGGGGAGACAGGGUUAAGAGGAAGCAGCCGGGGGUGCCGGCCCCGCUCCCCAGCCCAGCUGCAUCCUGGAGACUCUUCUGUGACCCGAGGCCCUGGUGUCGCAGCCGGCCCUGGACAGACAGAGGCCGGAGCCAGGGAGAGGCCAGGACCACGGGCUCAGGGAGACGAGGCCCGUGUCCUUCCAGGCCCGCCAGGCAGGUCUGGCCCCAGCUCCACUCUGCCCUUCCCCCCUGCGCAGCCCUCUAGGGAGAGGAGAGGACAGCUGACCGGGACCUGGUCCUCACGCCACGCCCGCCCCAUCCAGCUGGGCUUCCCGCCUCCCCACCCCUCUGCUGCCCAGACUGGCUGCGUCUGUCCGGGGACCCUCCGGGCUCACUCGCUCACUGCCAGCCCAUCCUAGGCCCCAGCCCCCACCCUGGUCCUGGCCCAUCGGGAAGUGCCUUCCUUGCCCCGUGACCGCUUCAGGCCCCUUUCUGGGCUAGGGGUCAGACGCCAGGCCGACAGGGUGGGCUGUGGCCCCGGUGCCAGGCCUGCCGCUGCAGCGAUUGUCUGCUGCAGUUCCUGCCCCGGGCGUCCUUCCUCCGCUCAGGCCGCCGCUGGCCCGGGGCUGAGUGUUUGUUAUUUGAUCUCUAUCCUCUCGGCCCUUCUACCAGGUGUCUGGGCUGCUGGGAAGAAACACUCUCCUCUUUCCCACGCUCCCCGACACAUUUUAAUGAAUUAGCUGGAAGCCCCGCCCCCACUGCCCGCCUGCCCGCUCACCCUCCCACCCCUGCCGAGUGCUUUAAGGUGGCCACAGGCUUCGGCCCAGCUCUGGCCAUCACCCCUUCCACACUGUCCUCUCCCGGCCGCCCCUCCCAGACCUUCCCAGCCUGGGUCCCUGGGUGUGUCCCACCGCCCACUGCUCUGAGCCUCUAAAGGAAAGGGGUCCCCAGAGGGAGGAGGGAGCCCUCUCCAGCCCUGGACUCCAUCCCACCAUGGCCUUCCAGGGUGGCACCCCUGGGCCAGCUCCCAGGAGGACAGGGGUCCAGCCUUGUAGUCAGGGUUGGGUCUGUCCCCCCAGAUCCAGGUUAAGGGCUUCUCCUUCAGAGCCAGUGAAGCCCUUGCCUGUUUGUGGAAGUGACCACAUCACCAAGGAAUGCCGCACACAUGGGAGGGGGCUUCUCUGAGCCCCUGGACUGGGUCUGGCAGGGAUGAGCCUCCUCCCCCCCCCUCCCCCCGCAAGGCAUUUGGAACAAACGCCCUCCUUUUGGACAUGUCCUUCAGCAAACAUGAGCAAGUGCUUCCUGGAGCUCGUGCCCCGCAUGUCCCUCUCCCUGUCCUGUCCUUGAACAGGGCAGCUCCUGGCACAUGGGGGGUGGACCAGAGCGACCCCGAGCAAAAUCACCCUCAGCCACGGUGCAGCAGGAGCCACGGGCCUUCCAUCGGCUCCCCACGGACAGAGUGGCCGUCACCCCAGCCCCACAAAUGCGCAGCGGCUUGAGGGGGAGGCUCAGGUGGUAGCCGGGGCUAUACCUGUCUGACCCAUGCUCCGGAGCAAGGGUAGGGCGGGCAGCGACCUCAGGCUACGCUCCUAUGGCCACUCCAGCCACACCGUCCCUGCCAGGGGCACCGAGCCGACGAUUUCAUGGCUCGAGGUGGCGGCCUCGCGUUCCCACACUGAGCUCACAGGGGCCCUUUGUCUGACGCCCGCCAGGGGUGUCAAUGGGACUUUUCUCCCAGGCUCUGCUCCCAGACCCAGCGGGGUCUCCAGAUGCUCUUCUCCAGGCCAGGGGGCCUCAGCCCACCUGGGCUGGGGCUUCUCUGUGAACCUAACACCUUCUGGGGAUGGCCCUGGGCACAGCCAGGCCCUGGCAGAUACACAAAAACCACAGAUGUGACCGGAAGGAGGUCCUGCCCCAGACAUGUCCUCAGAGCUCCCUCCCCUCCAUGCUGUUCCAGGGAGCGGCAGGCGGGGGCAGGUUGCCCAGCAGGUCAUGGCCUUGCACAGGGUCACACCUCCCCACUCCAAGGGUCCCUGCCCGGAGGUGAGCGUGGGCCUGGGUGCACAGAGCCCAGGACAGCCUCGGCUGGGCCUCCCUCUGAGCCAUGCCUUGACUCUGGUGCUGGGGAGGUGGUCCGGGACCCCACCCGCAAGGUGGUCAGUUCAGCAGCCACUAAUCCAGGCCCCCUUACCGCGCCCAGGGACACGCCCCCACAGGAUGAGCGGGGCAAAGGAGGGGCUCCCAACGGCAGCAGCACCCCAGUCACACCCACAGGCCAGGCCAAGCACAGCCCCGGGCUUCCCCACCUGCGUAGUGGAGAGCUCCUGGGGGCGGGGGGGCAGGUCUGAGCAGGGCAGCUGGAGCACCAGCCUCAGGAAGACCUGAGCAAGGGGCCCGGGCGGCCCUCCCUGGCCGCUGGAAGGACCCCAGGGGAGUCAGCCAGGGGCAGGCCUGAGGUCUUGCCCCGCGUUUCCUUCGGUUUGGCUGCAACUCCUCCCAGGUCAUGGAGCAAGGUGAGGGCUCACCCAUGUGAGUCUCGAGGCGUGGGGGGCACGGGGCAGACACCCACCGAGCUCGUCCCCAAACAAGGCCUAACAGGGUGGUCUCCGCAGCUGAGGCCCUGAGCUGCCUCCCCGGGAAUUGCCAGCAGCCUCGGAAAGAAUUCCGGUGCCUGCCCCAGGCCUACCGCUCCGAGAGUCAUUCCUCCUUAAUUGCCAACGACCACAGCAGAGCUACAGACUGUUAAAUCCUAACGAGGAAAUGUGGCCGCAGUGUUAGAGUGUCAAUAAAAGAUGGGUUUACUGUU
This is a messenger RNA of Balaenoptera acutorostrata (minke whale), 5415 nucleotides long. RefSeq names its product exonuclease 3'-5' domain containing 3 (gene EXD3). Gene Ontology annotation, molecular function: nucleic acid binding; 3'-5' exonuclease activity. Lineage: Eukaryota; Metazoa; Chordata; Mammalia; Artiodactyla; Balaenopteridae. The record is from RefSeq and is a predicted model, not a curated record. Gene Ontology annotation, biological process: nucleobase-containing compound metabolic process. The transcript is spliced from 23 exons. Bases 167 to 3028 code for a protein of 953 amino acids.